Messenger RNA from Pelobates cultripes (western spadefoot toad), 13483 nucleotides. The record is from the annotation of a GenBank genome assembly. NCBI's taxonomy places the organism in Eukaryota, Metazoa, Chordata, Amphibia, Anura, Pelobatidae.
AUUUUAAACUCCCUUAUUCCUACGCCUUUUCCGUAUUCACGUAUCCCAGUUACGCCGAAUUCGGCUUUUAGAAGCUAAGGAGCUACGCUGGCGGCAGUAAAGAACCAUCACUGAGACCCUGGGAGCCCGGAACCGCCUGAGCUGGCUGAUUGUUCAUUCAUUGGCCGGGCUGGGCUGCUGUGCUGGCAGGGAUGGCCUGUGUGUAGGAGCCUGGGGGCAGGUUAUUGGGUAAAGUUAUCAGCCAGGGAUUAAUACACUGCACAGACUGGCUGAUCAAUAAUAUUAUUAAUUCAUAUUAUCAGCAGUGAGGGAAUGCUCACAGCCCUGGAUGGUAAACUUACUGCCAAUCUGUGAGUGCUGGGUGUGGGGGUUAUAGUGAGUGCAGGCAAUUCUGUGAGUGCUGGGUGUGGGAGUUAUAGUAUCAGCCAUUCUGUGAGUGCUGGGUGUGGGAGUUAUAGUAUCAGCCAUUCUGUGAGUGCUGGGCGUGGGGGUUAUAGUAUCAGCCAUUCUGUGAGUGCUGGGUGUGGGAGUUAUAGUAUCAGCCAUUCUGUGAGUGCUGGGUGUGGGAGUUAUAGUAUCAGCCAUUCUGUGAGUGCUGGGUGUGGGAGUUAUAGUAUCAGCCAUUCUGUGAGUGCUGGGUGUGGGGGUUAUAGUACCAGCCAUUCUGUGAGUGCUGGGUGUGGGAGUUAUAGUAUCAGCCAUUCUGUGAGUGCUGGGCGUGGGGGUUAUAGUAUCAGCCAUUCUGUGAGUGCUGGGCGUGGGAGUUAUAGUAUCAGCCAUUCUGUGAGUGCUGGGCGUGGGGGUUAUAGUAUCAGCCAUUCUGUGAGUGCUGGGUGUAGGGAGUUAUAGUAUCAAUGACCCAUUCUUGAGGUGCUGGGUGUGGGAACUAUAGUAUCCAAUAGAAUUUCUGGCCCGAGUGCUGGGUGUGGGGGUUAUGGUACCAGCCAUUCUGUGAGUGCUGGUGUGUGGGAGUUAUAGUACCAGCCAUUCUGUGAGUGCUGGGUGUGGGAGUUAUAGUAUCAGCCAUUCUGUGAGUGCUGGGUGUGGGAGUUAUAUUAUCAGUCAUUCUGUGAGUGCUGGGCGUGGGGGUUAUAGUACCAGUCAUUCUGUGAGUGCUGGGUGUGGGAGUUAUAGUAUCAGCCAUUCUGUGAGUGCUGGGCGUGGGGGUUAUUGUACCAGCCAUUCUGUGAGUGCUGGUGUGUGGGAGUUAUAGUAUCAGCCAUUCUGUGAGUGCUGGGUGUGGGAGUUAUAGUAUCAGCCAUUCUGUGAGUGCUGGGCGUGGGGGUUAUAGUACCAGCCAUUCUGUGAGUGCUGGUGUGUGGGAGUUAUAGUAUCAGCCAUUCUGUGAGUGCUGGUGUGUGGGAGUUAUAGUAUCAGCCAUUCUGUGAGUGCUGGUGUGUGGGAGUUAUAGUAUCAGCCAUUCUGUGAGUGCUGGUGUGUGGGAGUUAUAGUAUCAGCCAUUCUGUGAGUGCUGGGUGUGGGGGUUAUAGUACCAGCCAUUCUGUGAGUAUCAGUCAUUCUGUGAAUGCUAGGUGUGGGAGUUAUAAUUAUAUUGAUAUAAUCCCCCAAUACCAGGUGACUGGCACUGUAACAGGUUGGUACACAGUGGGGUAUUUAGCUCUCAUUAGUCUGGGUGUUACGUUAUCAUUGAUAUCAUCACCCAGUGUCAGGUUGGUACACAGUGGGGUAUUUAGCUCUCAUUAGUCUGGGUGUUACAUUAUCAUUGAUAUCAUCACCCAUAGCCCAGGUCACUGGCACUGUGUCAGGUUGGUACACAUUGGGGUACUGGGCUCUUACUGUAUGCAGUUGACUUGACCAGGCUGUAAUCCUGUCCCCUUGAUUUGGGGAUAAUGUGGGCGAAGGCUGUGAGUGUGUGUUUGUUGGCUUUUGCAUGUGGUUUGGUCCACCGCCUGUAUCCUGGCAUUACUGAGGACACUCUGAGCUACCUCUCGGACUCUGUAAAAAGCCUUCCCUGUUUGAAGUUUUCCUCCUCUCCAAGUUUUGAAGAAGGCCUCUCAUCUGCAUGGGACAGUCUCAUAGUGGAACCCAGAAAGCAAUGGGGGAAGGUGGCCAUAGGGUGAGUACAUUGUGAAUAAUGUGUACAAGUAAACCUGUGUUUAGAAUAAUUACAGGGUGAGUCAAACCUUGGGACUCAAUGGAAUACUUGUAAUACACUUGAAUUCUAAAUUGUAACAAGUCGCAAUUCAGAUCUUAAUCCUUACAAUUUGGUGUUUAUUGAAUAAACACUUUAAUGUCUGGUUUGUCCUACGAUCUUUUUGCAGUGGAUCAAUGGGUGUAUGUUAUCAAUCCCAGAUUGCAGCGCUGCAAUCAAUAAUAAAUGCGGCGGCCAGGCUCAUUUCCCUGUGCGCACACGCCUCCCCCCUCUGUCAGUCCCUACAUUGUCUUGCAGUUAGAUAUAGGGCUCCUCUCCUGCAACUGUCAAAAAUAAGUUCUCAGUGAAUACUUUUCUAGCAACCUGUUUCAUUACCCCUACUUAUACCCUUUGUGUCACUAUACCCCACUCCCUCUAGCAUGUAAGCUCAUUGAGCAGGGCCCUCAACCCCUCUGUUCCUGUGCGUCCAUUUGUCUGGUUACAACUACAUGUCUGUUAGUCCACCCAUUGUACAGCGCUACGGAAUUUGCUGGCGCUAUAUAAAUAACAAAAUAAUAAUCAAUGCUAUGCCCAUCUUGCAGGUAUUUUGAGGAUUUCUGACUUCGAGCCCACCGCCUCAGUGCUUUGCAAAAAAGUUAAUAUUCAGUUGUUGAAAUAAAUGUUUUGUGUAUAUAUAAAUAAUAUAUAUAUUUAUAUAAUAAAUUAAUUGGCUUUCUUGCUGGGCAACUCCUAAAAUCCCUUUGCUCUUUUUCCAUUCAGAUUUUCAAAGCAUCGUGGGUAUUGUAGUUCAAUAAUAUCUGGUGGGCUACAUUUGACCUAUUAUCACUGAGUUGCCCAUGAAAAGCAUAGUAAAAUAGCAUUUGGCAUUGGGGAGUGGGUGGCAAGAUUUGCUAUGACCUUACCAGCUAUUGUCGGUUUCUAUGCAAAGCUUUCAGCAAGGGCCAAGCAAAUCGUUUCUGCUCAUGGGUGUGAGUUCAGUUAAUAAAGAGUGUUGUUGGCAGAAGGUGGUACAUUAAAAAGAAAACGAUAACUAGAUAUAGUGAUAAAAAUAAAAUAUUUGUUUUCCUUUCUUCCCACCCCGACGCAUUCCCCUACUCCCUUCGAAAUACCAGAGCAUCAUCAUUGACUGCAUCAUCCCCACCGCACCCAUAGCGACAAGGGAAACCAUAAUUAGGAACGGUCAACAAACACGAGCUGGUACAUACGUCCAGACCAGCCCGGGACGUCACCCCAAAGCCAAAACAUGCGAACACCUGAGGUAACCCUGGACAGGCCCGGCAAUGACACGGCUAAUGCAGUAUCCACACACCCAAUGUAAGAGUACCCCCUAACCGCAAUACCACCAUACCCCUGGUUAAACACGGGAAACACCGAUAGUAAUAACGGGGGAAAACACAAGCCCACCACGGACGAUGCCACAUAGCUAAGGACACAGGGCCCUGUGAGAUGCCCGUUGACAGGGGCCAUAGGGGUAGCCUACAAACACUGACACCUAAUCAAGGACUGAUUAAUACGGUUCAAGGACGAUUACAAGGCAUAAUGUUCACCCAGUUCAUGAAAACGUUAUUUAACUUAUAUUCCCAAACAAAUGUAAAUACCAGAAAAUGGGGACCUGCGAGUCCUUCUGCGAUGGGGCCUGCGAGCCUAACUUGUUACCUUUUAUAAUAGCAUACAAUGGAGAUCUGCACGUCUCACCGAACAUUAAUAUAUGCAAAAUGAAUAAAAAUUAUAUUCACAAAAAAAAAAAAAUAUUUGUAUGGUUUUAACAGCCGUCCCUCGUGUUGCAACAUGUACGAUUUUAAUCGGACAGGUAUAUUCACUCAAAUAUCAGCAGGAAUCUGUAAUAACACUUUGGCUCUAUAUGCUUGUGCCCAGUUACAUUAAAAAAAAAUAGCUGGAAGUAAUACGUUGGAGAAUGUGUCCAUUUUGGCUAUUCAUCUGAAAAUAUGUAUACAUUCUCUGGUCAAAUUCUCCAAUAUUCCAAUUUUAAUGAAUAAUCCUGUCUGGUUGUCUGACACCAGAACCACUUGUGUGCUUCUGGUUCAGACUUGGAUUGUUGUGAACUUCUGCUGCAUCAACCGGAGUGUCAGUCAACUGGACGAGCAAGAACGAAUUAGCCAGAUGGACAUGGACUCCUCCACCUUCGUUAAGAGGGAAGUACAAGAACACACCUGUCCUGGCUGCUGCUUCUCCUGGCAACUAGGCAACCGUGACUGCUUGUUCCCCAGAGUCUAAUUGUGCUAACAGGUCCACAGACAAUAUUGAGAUACAUUGAUUUUUUAAUGCCACAUAAGAGAUGACUGGAUCACCCGUGCAGAUAUGUUCUGCAUGGCUUCCAUAAACCACAGUAGUAUUUAUUCAUUCAACGCCAAAUGGGAAAUUGAAUUUGGAAAUAUUCACCAACACUGCUAGAGUCACAACUCGGCUAUUUCGCCUUAAUUUUGCAUUUGGGAUUCAUUUCUAUUUAGUGUUUAAUGAAUAAGCUGCUAUGCCUACCUCCAGGCUACCUUCAAUGACAGAGAAGAUGAGAUUUGGGUUGACCAUUCUGCAAGAAUGGCUUCACUGAGUCUGACAUACUUGAUUUGGAUUAAAGGGAUUCUAUAGUGUUGGGAAUACAAAUCUGUACUUGUCCUCCCCUCCUUUGUGCUCCCUCCUCCUCCAACAGAUAAAUGGUUAAAACAACCUUUUAUUUACUCACCCGAAUCCAGCGCCGAUGUCCCUCGGGCACAUCAGGCCCUCCCCUUAGGAAAACAUUGCUUCAAUGCUUUCGUAUGGCAAGAAUGUCCUCAUGCAGAGUGUGAGGACCUUCCUCAUAGUUUAGAAUCCUGGAAGCGCCUCUAGUGGCUGUCUUAGUAUUGCAAUGCAAUUAUUGCAGUUUCUCAAAAACUGCAAUGUGUUCAAUUUCGGGACUAAGAGGGACAGGGAACACUGCACCCAGAUCGUCUCAAUGAGUGGCAGUCUUCUAGGUGCCUAUAGUGUUCCUUUAAGCCACUCAUCUAACCCCAUUCUAUCAUAUGAGCCCAGAAAUACCCAGCCAGCCAUAUAAACUGUAAUAAUGGAUACGUCGACAGGAAGAGCGUGAGUAUCAGGCUGCUCCAUUUACUGACUGCUGGCAGAGUUCACAUUUCCCAUUGAACUGUUAGCAGACGAACAUUUUCAGUUGAUAUGUUGUCACAACUACAAAUUUGUUCUAAGAACUGUUUUUCCUUUACGGUCUCCUUGCAGGGUGAACGCCUGUGUGGAUGUAGUACUUUCUGGGGUGAGUUUGUUGCAGGCGUUGGGUUUAAGCCCCCAGUCCGCAGGUGAUCAUGCAGUCCUGAACAAUCUGGAAGAACUUGCCAGCACCUUCAUGCACUAUAUGCAGCGAGGGGCGGCUGCCGAGCGGUUCUAUAGUGAUGCCGUCAGCUUCCAGCACAUUUCCAGCACUGCCUCCAAGAAUCCUGCGGCCCAGGUAGAACACGUUACCGUAACAUUGUGUGUCGCAUGUGACCUGUAUUACAAUCUGUAGGUUUUCUCCUUUUUAGACUUUCGUACAGGCCUUGUAUAAAGACGACUGAGUUACUGAAUCCUCUGGGCAUGUGCAACUUACUUUUGGCUCUACGUCUAUAGAGAAACUUCUAUGUUUCCAUUGCAGGGUUAAUCCAGCCGCUAGAGGCCGCUUCCGCGAUUUACACUGAAUAAAUCGCACUUAUUUGACACGAUUGACUCGAUGUCCUCACGGAGUCCAGUGUCAAAAAAGAUCCCCAUAGGAAAGCAUUGAGUAAUGCUUUCCUAUGGGCGGAUUUGAAUGCGCAUUCGGCUCCACUCGGAAGAUGACCUCGAGGGAGGAGAGGUCACGAGUACCGAGGGAGCCCGGCGCUGGAUUAAGGUAAGCAAAUAAAUGGGUAAUUAACCAUUUAUUCGCCGCGGAAUGGGGCCCUAGUCACUGUUUAGGUGACUAGGGUUCUAUAGCGUUAGGAAUACAUAUAGUUGUGUUGGUGACUAUAGUGUCUUUUUAAUGCUAUGGGAAACAUCUACAACUGCUGUUACUAGGUUUGCUGUUCUAGAAGUUUUGGCUUUUGUAAUGUCCUUUUCCAGAGCAGGGCUCGACAAAUCCCAGUCGCCAUGGCGCUUGGGAAUUUUGCCUUGGCACCUGGGAUAUGCGAGCCCCUUAAAUCCAAGGCGGAUGGCAAGCUGGGGGAUUUUGUAGGAAGGCGGGCGGCUAUCUGCGUGAAUAGUAGGAGGGCGUCCUUGCUCUGCUCCCCCGCAUGGCUGCUUAAUGAGACCAAGUCCUGAAUGUGACGUCAUGUUCCGGGACAGUUCUCAAUAAGCGACGCGCGGGGGAGCAGAGCAAGGACAUCACAGCUAACUCACCGCCUACCUCCAUGACCACCCAGCAAGCCGCCUUCCUACAAAAUCCCCCAGCUUGUCGCUUGCCUGUUUCAUCCUCCAGCAUGCCGCCCGCCUCCAUAAUUCUCCAGCAUGUUGCCCGUCUGCACAAUCCCCCAGUCUUUCGCCCACUGGACCCCACAAGUAUUAAAAGCAAUAAUGUGUGUGUGUCAUAGUGUCUCUCAUGGUAUGCGUGUCUGUUUGUCCUGGUUGUAUGUAUGCGUGUGUCAUGAUGUCUAUGUUUAGGUGACCAGGCCCCUUCUGUUCGCAAGGGAAAGGUGUUUUUAUUCGCCUUUUCUCUCACGCCCUGCUGGUCUCGCCUCUAUGGCUGAGAUUAUCAUGCUUGAUUAUCUCAGCCAAUCCGAUGUUUUCCCAUAAAAUUGGCUGCAAAAAAAUGGAAAUGCUGAAUGUAGGUACUGUACACUGUGCAGCACCAACACAGGAACCACCUCUAGUGACCGUCUGAGUGACGGUCACUAGAGGUGUCACUAGGAAGCAAUGUAAACACUGCCUUUUCUAUGAAAAGGCAGUGUUUACAUUGAAACAUCUACAGGGGCACCAGAAACACUACAUUAAGCUGUAGUGGUCCCAGUGACUAUCGUGUCCCUUUAAGAAUUGCAUUUUUGUCGUGGAAUAUAAAGCUUUGUAAGUUUAAAAAAAAAAAUGUCUCCUAACUUUUUUUUUUAGCUGGCUUCUAGAUUCAAAGCAAAUUUGUCACACCCUGUCCUAGAAGACCUGUUAAUUUAAUAAGUAAAUAGUAUGUUCCGGGUGCUGGCAUAUAGAUUCUUUUCUUUUCUGAUUCAUAGUGCAUGCCAUCUCCUUUUACAUGUCUGGCGAAGGGAACGUACUGGCUCCAGUGAUUGGAACUCAGACUAUGAUACAAAUAGAAAAUGCAAUUAACAGUUUCAUAAGUUAAAUUAGUUUUAUAUGAAAUUAUUUAGGUUGUGUACGUUUUGUUUGUCCAUUUCUUUCAUUAUAAUUAUUGACCUAGAGUCGGGUGAUCCAGUUACAUCAACUAUGGUCAUUUUCUUAGAAAAUAAAUGUCAGUACUUUUCCUUGGUCUAAGCAGGGAUUAAAUCAUUAACUCAACAUUUGAAGUUGCAUCAAACCUGGUGUACAAUGCAAAUGUCCCUGGGAGUUUCUGCAUGUGGCUUGGACCAUGUGCAUAGACUUGCAGAACAUGGUAAUGACAAUUUCCCCCAAAGAACACUGGAGGAAUAUGUUUUGUACACGACCGGGCCCCACAGCUGAAACUACUAAGUAUUUCAGCAGUGUCUUAUGAGUUGAGUAAAAGAGGAACUUUCACCAAAUGAAUUGCAACAGUUCUUCUUAAAUACAACACGGGCAUUGACUAAUUCUAUGUUAAACUCCAGAGCAGCCAGAACGUUCUUAACAAGUGUUUUGCCUUGAAGUAAGCGGGUUUUGGUGACAUGUCCGCAUUAUUAGAAAACCAGCUAUUUUAACGUAACUCUUCCAUACAUUUUCCUAACUUAUUUAUUUUAAAUUUUUUUUCCACUUACUACAGCACUUUGUAGGGGGUAAUGCAGCUCUCAUCGCUCAGAGAAUGGCAGCACACCCAGGCAUGGAGGUAAAUUUGACCUGUGUUUCUGCUUUCAGGCUGGUCUCUCUGUCUCCAUAUUUCAUCUAUUAAUUUAUUAAUAACACAAAUACCUUUCUACAAAAUUAACUCCAGGUUCUUCUUUGUGGUCCAUUUGGCCCCAAACUUCAUGAACUGCUGGAUGAGCGAGUGUUGGUGCCCUCCGCAUCCUUGCAGGAACAGGACGAGUUUCAUUUGAUAUUGGAGUACAAAGCAGGUAAAAUCCAUGUAUUCUACGAGUGUCUGUGUGUACGAGGCUGCUGCACGUCAUCGUUGGGUGGUACCUUGAGAAUGCUACAGAGUGAUGUAAGCAGAGAGAGUUGCUUUUGUAGUUUCAUAGUUUAUUACGUAUCAGUGUAUUAAGCUGUCUGUUUCCAUUUAUAGGAGAAAACUGGGGAUCUAGCCGUGCUCCAACCGCCAACAGGUUUAUCUUCUCUCAUGACCUGUCCAAUGGAGCAAUGACAUCACUAGAAGUCCUUCUAGCCAGCCUGGAAGAGUUCCAGCCAAACUUACUGGUCUUGUCUGGGCUCCAUAUGAUGGAAGGUCUAAGCCGUGAGAACAGGGAAGCCAGGUUAAAAGAAGUGAGUUAAGAAGAGCACAGUACACCAUCGCAUCUUCAGCUUGACUUUAUGAUAUAUAAAAUUUGUCUCCCUAGGACUGUUCAGUUUCUGUAAAAUUAAAAGGUUACUCAUAACCUUAUUACUAGAAAAAAAACAAAAAAAAACCGAAUGAUGCCCUAUUGGGCAUUAUUUUUUUAGCCCCCACCCAAACACUACAAAUAAUUUGUAGUGUUUGGGAUUGCAAGUAAAAACCAAAAGUUCUAAAUUCUGGACAGACUUCUAGGGUCCAUUGAAAAGUCAGAACAUGUUGCCCUGUGCAAGCAAUAACAUGCAAUUGUCAUAAUAAAGGGACAGCAUUAUAAUGUAGUGGUUUUGGUGCUUGGUUUUGGGGACACACACACACCACCACCCCACCCCGUCAUACUGUUAUUAAACGGUUUGACUACUUACUCUGGGAGGGGGUCCUGGCACCAUAACCACUACACAGAGCUGUAGUGGUUAUUGUGUCUGGAUUAUUUAUUUAAAUAAUCUACACGUGCCCCUCCCGAGUUCAGGCUCUGGAUCCGCCACUGACUGUCAAUCAAUUAAAACAGUAGUCUUGUACUAGUAUCCGAAGUACUAUUUAUAAUUGACUGCCUUGUGGACAAAAUAAUCCUUUAUUUUAUUUGUACAUUUGAAUGUAUUGUUUAUUUGUAAUUUCUGUCCUCCUAGGCUGCAUCAUCUAUUUCAGAUAUUCCUUCUGAUAUCAUCAUUCACCUGGAAUUGGCCAGUAUGACUGAUGGUGACCUGAUGAGAGGCAUUAUCUACCAGGUAACAAGCCGAGAGACGUACUGUGAGAGAUUUGAUGGGAUCAUUUCAGGAGCUCACGUGUAGUAUUUGGCCAGCCUCUCAAUAGGGGAAGAGCUUAAUUGUUCUUGAUAAAUACACUUCCCAUCCUUUUACCUUUUGCACUUUCAGUUGACACCGUAAUUUUAUAGUAUGCAGCUUAGGUUAGAAUUUAUUUUUAUUUCUGUUGUUCUCGUUGUUUGCUAGAUGGGUGGGCUUUUUCCCCAAGACCUAACUCGGUGAGUGAUCACCAGGAGGUUAGCCAUCACAAAUUAUAGGCUGGAGACAGAACAGGUGGAACUACUUGGUUGAAAAACUAAUCCUUUGGUCCAGGAGGACUUAUUUUGAUUACUUUAGAGCUACUGAUACCCACAAAUGAUCAGUGUAUUGGUGUCACUAUUGCAUCCAUGGAGGUAAUCCUCCUAUUUUAAUUUUAUACCUUAUAUAUAUAUAUAUAUUUUAUCUUUAUUUUUGACCAGAUCCAAAGUAGAUCUAAUUAACAUUAUGACGUUAUUCUUAUUUUUCACUAUGAGAAUAGAGGCAGGUCCUCCUUUUUUUUAUUUUUUAUUGAUUUUUAUAUCGUCUCCAUUCUUCUCUUGGUCAGCAGGUCUUCCCUCUGAUCAGUUCUGUGGGACUCAACGAACAGGAACUUCUGUUUCUCAGCCAGUCUGCUGCCGGCCCUCAUUCUUCCUUGCAAGCGUGGUCCGGAAUCCCAGAUGUUGGAAUGGUCAGUGACAUUAUAUUCUGGAUCCUUCAAGGGUAUCACCAAGGAGCCUCCACCCUGACACGAGUUCACUUUCACACUUUGGCUUACCACAUUCUGGCCACCAUUGAUGGGUUCUGGGCCAAUCAAGUAUCUGCAGUAGCUGCUGGUGCCAGAGUUGCUGGUGCCCAGGCUUGUGCAAGUAAAACCAUUGAUCCAGCUAGAGUGAUGUUGAAGAGCCCGCUUGAGUUUUCCUCCUCUCGAGCUGAAGAGGGCAGCACUAUUAAGGUGACUGCAAAGGAACCCGUAGCCACAUGGAAAAGAGGAGACAUCACCUUUUACUUCACACCUGUUCUUAUCUGCAAGCAGCCUGUUAGGACAGUGGGUCUAGGUGAUGCUAUAUCUGCAGAGGGACUCUUGUUCUCAGAGGCAUUGUCAAUGUGAGGUUUCUCUCCAGUGCUUAUAUAGGCAUAGCUGCAGUUGUCCUUAUGAGUCUGGGUCAAAUAGGUAUUCGAGAGCAACUCCAAGCAACCGUUGCAUCAUAUUUUAAAAUCCUUGUGUUGUGAAUUAAGGUUGAAUUCUAGACUUUUGUGCAGGUGUCUCAAUUUAAAUGCCUCUACAACAGUGCGUUUUGGAAGGGCGAUCCCAUGUUACUACUUAAUGGCCGUUUACUUUCCGGGUUUUCAAGUUUUUUUGUUUUUUUUUUAUUAUAAAUAACAUGUUACCAACUAACUCUGCCUCUAACUAAAAAUUAUCUUAUCACCCUAAAUCCUUGUGGAGCUUGCUGAACUUGACCUAGGAGUAAUAUAUCGCAACUGCACCUGUGCAACACAACAUCCCCCUUUCUGUUUCUACAGAAUUUUAGGGAAGCCAAUGCAUCCAAUAGAGUUUUGCAUCCUUGACUUAUUCACUGCCAGAGAUGAACAGUGCUUUACCAUAUAAAGCUUGGCUUACCUAUUUGAUACUAAAGACGUUAACAAUGUAAUGACGCAUUUAGAAGUUGUGAAGGAAAUAGCGUUUUUUUUAAUGAGUUGUUCUUUUUAUAGCCUCGCGUUUCUAUGUUGUAUUUCAGUUAUAAGUUACAGCAGAAUUGUGAUUUUUGCUUGACAUCUCUCCAGCAAGAAAUUGGGGUUAGCAGUCUGUGUCCCACCUCCUAUUGUUUAUGAAUAUUUUACCUCUGGUGGGUACCGGACUGCGCUCCUGUAUGGGGUCAGCACUGAAAUCAUUCCAUAAUCAAUUUCUUGAGCAGUAAAGAUGUCUCUUAAAUAGUUUUUCAUCAAGGGAAUAAUUACAUAUAAAAUAUUAAAUGAUCCGUUCUCCUUAAUAUGGACUAUAUUUAAAAUGGCAAACUAUGAGACCUGCCUGAUUUACUUUUUACUGCAGCACAAAGCAUUGCGUUUCGAUAGGUUGUCAGUAAUUUGUUUGGCAGCCAAUCAGAAUAAAGCUGGUGUUAAAAUCAUGUAACUAACGGCAGCUUUUGCUAUGCGGUGAAGUGCAGAGAUAAUGUUACAUUAAAAGUAAAAAUAGGCAUGUUUCUACAUACUUUUGAUUACUUUCAGAUAAACUGGACUUAAUGUGAUGCUGUUCUUUUCAAAUGCUACUAAGCUUUAAAAAUAGUAUUUUGUCUUCUUAUUGAAUCAGCAGCUAUUUUUGCAAUGCUUCUCAGGUCAUGGAACAUGAAAUUCAAUUUCUCAAAGCCCAUGCUGUGUUCACCCAACCCUCCAGUCCUUUAUACUUCAAUAUGAGGUUAUACCAGGUCAUUGCUGUUACAAUGAUUUUUAUAGCGCCAACUUAUUCCACAGGGCGGUACAGUAGAUAAACAAAUACAAAAUUAUUAAUUCCAACAAAACACGUUUGGACAUAUGAGAAAAGUGAGUGAAGAAUAUUGCUCCCUAGCUGAGACAUUUUGGAGUUAUUUACUGAAACUGAAUCGUGAAGAAUUGACAAGGCAUUUGCAAGUUUUAAAUCGUGCAGAGGAUUUUUCAAGUUUGGUUAUUGGCACCUAAAAUUGAAAUUUCCUUGUCAAUUCUUCACCGUUCCCAAUUUAGUGAAUUCGGUUUAUUUGUUUUGUUUUCAUUGGGAUUUCUCUAAUAAGUGAGUCUUUUCAGCCAGUGUCUGAAGGAAUGAGAUCUGAUACUCCAAGAUUAUUUUGAUUCCCAUAUACAUUAAAAAUGUCUGAUGCACUUUUUUUUUUUUUUUUAUAAACGUAAUGUUAUUUUUAAAGUUUAGUUACUCUUUCAGUACGCCUGUGAAUUAUUAACUUGUCUUCCCCUGAUUGCCUGUUACACACUUCCUACUGUUAAUAUUCCGAUUCCAACCUCUCAGACAUACAUUCCUGGCAUUUACUCUCUUUUUAUAAAUCACAAACUUUUACCUUUUUUGUUUUUGUGAGACAUUUAUUUAAAAAAAAUAAUAAAUAUAUAUAUAUUGUGGAGGACCAAAAAAAAGUUUGCUUAAAAAAUAUCCUUACCUAUUAUUUUAGUAUUUUAUUUUAUGGGGGUAGAAUUAUAGAGAGAAUUCUUUUUUUAAUCUUUGCACUUCUUUCAAGAAUAAUUAGGUCAUUUAUUUACUCAAAAUUUGUUGUUAUAUGCAGUACUUUUACCAAAAAUCUUUUGGUGAACUAUUUAUAUUUAUUAUUAGAAGUGCUACGUGAUAAAUCCUAUGUAUAGCAAGUGGGUAAAAUUGUCAUUUCUAGAGCCGUGCCCACAAUUGUUUACUGUAGUGGUUAUGGUUCUAAGAGAUGUGGGUGCUGCCAUUUAGAAUUUUGUCUAUGUUUCAAUGGUUAGACCAAAUCCUGCUGAGUCCCCAGCAGUCUCAUUCUGGGGUGAUCUAACUUUCUCAUUAAUUGUAAAAACCAGAGGCCAAAUUGCACUAUACCUCAUUGCUCCGAGGAAGUUGGAUUUCACACAGUAAGUAGGUGGAAUUCUUUUUUUUUUCUAAGCCAGACGAAAAUGGCUUGACAAUAGCCAGACUGCACAAAGACCGUACCAUAAGCUAAAGCGUUAUGAUGUUUGGAGUGUCCUUUUUUUUUAAACGCAGCAAUUUCAGAUGGUUAAAUGCUUCCCAUAAAGCAGUCAUUUCUGUUUUUUAGUCCCUCUUUUAUCACUUAAUAUAGACAAAGUGUUCGCUAGCCGAGCACUCCUAACUUCUUCCUUCUAGCAAAUGACCUUUCUAGAUGAUAACUCCCUCUUCUUGACCUCUUACUCUGUCUGUUUAAUCACUGGAAAACGUUGUGUUUUUGUAAUAUAUUUGUGAACAAUGCUUUGUAACUUCCUAGUUUUUUUUUUGUUAAUAAAUUUAUUUUAUUUUUCUUCUUA